UCGUGACGCGCGCCGUGCGCGGACGCCAAGAUGGCGGACGAGGAGGGCGAAGCGCGGCCGGGGGCGCGGAACGGGGCCGGGGAGGGACCCCCGGGCGGGCCCCGCGUCGUCCGCAUCGUCAAGUCCGAGUCGGGUUACGGCUUCAACGUCCGCGGGCAAGUGAGCGAAGGCGGGCAGCUGCGCAGCAUCAACGGCGAGCUGUACGCGCCGCUGCAGCACGUCAGCGCCGUGCUGGGCGGAGGGGCCGCCGACCGCGCCGGGGUGCGCAAGGGGGACCGCAUCCUGGAGGUGAACGGGGUGAUCGUGGAGGGAGCCACGCACAAGCAGGUGGUGGAUCUGAUCCGCGCCGGGGAGAAGGAGCUGGUGCUGACGGUGCUGUCGGUGCCGCCGCACGAGGCCGAGAGCCUGGAGCCGCCCGAGGAGCCGCUGGGGCCGCCCUUCUACGACUACAGCGAGAAGCAGGCGGUGCCCAUCUCCAUCCCCACCUACAAACACGUGGAGCAGAGCGGGGAGAAGUUCGUGGUGUACAACGUUUACAUGGCCGGGCGGCAGCUGUGCUCCAAGCGCUACCGGGAAUUCGCCAUCCUGCACCAGAACCUGAAGCGGGAAUUCGCCAACUUCACCUUCCCGCGCCUGCCGGGCAAGUGGCCGUUCUCGCUGUCCGAGCAGCAGCUGGACGCCCGCAGGAGGGGCCUGGAGGAGUACCUGGAGAAGGUGUGCUCCAUCCGGGUCAUCGGCGAGAGCGACAUCAUGCAGGAGUUCCUGUCGGAGUCGGACGAGAACUACAACGGCGUCUCCGACGUGGAGCUGCGGGUUGCGCUCCCGGACGUCACCACGGUGACAGUGAGGGUGAAGAAGAACAGCACCACGGACCAGGUGUACCAGGCGGUGGCUGCCAAGGUGGGCAUGGACAGCAUCACCGCCAACUACUUCGCCCUCUUCGAGGUCAUCAACCACUCCUUCGUGCGGAAGCUGGCUCCCAACGAGUUCCCCCACAAGCUCUACGUGCAGAAUUACACCUCGGCCGUGCCGGGGACGUGCCUGACCCUACGCAAGUGGCUCUUCACCACCGAGGAGGAGGCGCUGCUCAACGACAACGACCUGGCCGUCGCCUACUUCUUCCACCAGGCCGUUGAUGACGUCAAGAAAGGCUACAUCAAAGCCGAGGAGAAAUCCUACCAGCUGCAGAAGCUCUGCGAGCAGAGGAAGAUGGUCAUGUACCUGAACAUGCUGCGGACGUGCGAGGGCUACAACGAGAUCACCUUCCCUCACUGCUCGUGUGACUCGCGGCGCAAGGGCCACGUCAUCUCGGCCAUCAGCAUCCGCCACUUCAAACUGCACGCCUGCACCGAGGAGGGCCAGCUCGAGAACCAGGUGAUCGCCUUCGAGUGGGAGGAGAUGCAGCGCUGGGACACGGACGAGGAGGGCAUGGCCUUCUGCUUCGAGUACGCGCGCGCCGAGAAGAAACCGCGCUGGGUCAAGAUCUUCACCCCCUACUUCAAUUACAUGCACGAGUGCUUCGAGCGAGUGUUCUGCGAGCUCAAGUGGAGGAAGGAGAACCUUUUCCAGCUGGUCAGGUCACAGCAAAGGGACGUGGCCACUUAACCCCGGGAGCUUUUCCAGGAACCCCCAAAAAUCCGUUAUUGUAUUAAAGCCCCCCCCAAACUAAAUCUCAUUAAUUCCAAAUCCAUUCGUGCCCGUCAUCUUUAUGGAAUUCCAGAGGAAAGAAACAAAACAAAACAAAAAAAAAAACUGGGAAAAGCCACCUGAGGGGGCUCCUUUUUCCCACUCAGAUCCAGCUCCAGGCUGACAACU
Messenger RNA from Passer montanus (Eurasian tree sparrow), 1815 nucleotides. RefSeq names its product sorting nexin 27 (gene SNX27). Gene Ontology annotation, molecular function: protein binding; phosphatidylinositol-3-phosphate binding. NCBI's taxonomy places the organism in Eukaryota, Metazoa, Chordata, Aves, Passeriformes, Passeridae. Gene Ontology annotation, cellular component: early endosome. The coding region runs from base 31 to 1605 and encodes 524 amino acids. The transcript is spliced from 12 exons. Gene Ontology annotation, biological process: signal transduction; intracellular protein transport. The record is from RefSeq and is a predicted model, not a curated record.